CCUCCUCCUAACAUUCUGAUGCUGGGCUAGUGUGUGUGAAUUAAUUUCGCAAAUUUCCGUGAAUAUUGUUCACGACGAUCCAGCGUCAAGUCGUCGAUCAUUGUGAAAGUACUCCACAGCUUGUCGCUGUGGACGACGACUAAACGUAAAACGCUCACGUUUAUUUGACUGUUUCACUCACUUUUUCGCUCUUGUAUUCUCAAGACCUUACACAUUAAUAGUCUCCGACGAUUUGCUCCCACUGAGGAACUCUCAGCUGCCAAAAUGUCACGUACCAGCUCAACACUUGAAACGUCGAGCACUUCAUCACCAUUAUUUACAUCCUCUUUUCCUGGUGCUCCUACCAGUACCGGCAGUGAUAGUGGUAACAGUGACGAACCCAGCUUAACCUCGAGCGCUGCCUUAUACCUUUACACCUUUCUUGCUACACUCGUCGUUCUCCUUGCUGUCUCAUCCGCCAUUGUUAUUCGCAGCCUCGUACUUCGACGACGCCACCAACGCAUCGUAGAAGAAGCUAUCCGAGCAGGUACAUGGCACCCUCACCAACCAUAUAAUCCCAGAGGGAGUCGCAGGCGAAGAGACAUUGGAAAGAAACCUAAGUUGUGGGAAGCAUGGCUCCACAGUGGUGAUGAAGAGGGUCUAACCGACAGCAAAUGUACUUGGGAUGACAUAAUGCCCGUCUACGCCGCUCAUAUUAGAUCUGCCCCAACUCCACGAUCCCCGAGGCCAGAGUCACCCCAAAUCCAAACUGACGCGUCGUCUCGCACGAUCCGCUUCCUACGACCUUUCCGUACACCAUUUUCACCAGCACUAAUGACAUCUCCAAUUGUCCCUUCUACACCUGUAUCUUCAUCUCCGUCAACAUCGGCACCGCCUGCCGUAAGCGUAGCUGUCCUCAUUGCAAUGCCCACACCAAAACAUGCACGGGAGGCAGACAGACCACCUGUCAUUGAGCUUGGUGUUGUUGACGUCCCUCUUCGGGACACGAGCCCAAGCGGUGACCACCCAUAACAGGCACCCACACUGCUUCGUACAUUGUAUGAAUACAUGUAUACUUAUUGUUUUUAGCGCUUGUACCUAAUACUACAACAUGCUACGUCAACAUGUCGCAUAGAUGUUAUGUACUUACUGGCUGCCACCUCGUCGAUAUGCAUUCUGACGAAAUGCAAUAUACCAUCACUUACGUAGGCGUUGAUCCGUCCGUUCGUCCCUAACAUAGCUUUCUUGAUCAAUGUGGCGUGUCAAUGCUUUCUGGGAUGGUCGCCGUCGUGUGCUCCUAGCAAUUGGAUGGUCUGAUCGAGAGUGGUAAAGUUCAUGAAUCCAAACGAUGGACCAGCUUCCUGGUGACUGCUCGGGUGCUGUUAUCUUAUCAAUGCGCGAACAUGCUUCAGCCGCG
Messenger RNA from Suillus subaureus, 1396 nucleotides. RefSeq lists its product as uncharacterized. The record is from RefSeq and is a predicted model, not a curated record. Bases 265 to 1011 code for a protein of 248 amino acids. The transcript is spliced from 4 exons. NCBI's taxonomy places the organism in Eukaryota, Fungi, Basidiomycota, Agaricomycetes, Boletales, Suillaceae.